UACGUCUGCACGGCCGGGAGCCAGGCUCUCCCCACUUGCUGCCAGAGAGCGGGGAGGGCAGGGCCGUGUGCACAGGCGGGGCUGUGUGUGCGCGUUUGCAGGUGUGAGGUGAAUGGCUCGUGUGAGUUGAAGGAGCGUUAGCCAGUCUAGACUCCCAGAAGUGAAGGGUGGGGAUGAGAGGCGGGUGCCCCUCGAGGUGAUUGGGGAGAGGGCCUUCCGCGGGGCGCACCUGAGAACAAGGUGUUCUGGGCGGGACCCGCGCCCCUCCAGCCCCUCUGGGACGACACUCCCCUUCAGCCACCCCCGCGGGGGUCCCUCGGAUUAGUGCUUAGAGGGGAUUGGGAGCUGCCGCACCUGCUGGGACCGCCGCCCCCCCCCCCCCAGGCCUGACCUCUCAGUCAUCCCGUUCGUGUGAGGAGGCCCCUGAGCCCAGUAUUUUUAAGGAGGUGAGCACCAGGCCCGCUGAGCCUCUGCAGAGCUGCCAGCCAUGCCCGGGAUUGUGGUUUUCCGGCGGCGCUGGUCUGUGGGCAGUGAUGACCUCGUCCUGCCAGCCAUCUUCCUCUUCCUCCUGCACACCACCUGGUUUGUGAUCCUGUCUGUGGUGCUCUUUGGCCUGGUCUACAACCCAAACGAGGCCUGCUCCCUCAACCUGGUGGACCACGGCCGUGGCUACCUAGGCAUCCUGCUGAGCUGCAUGAUCGCUGAGAUGGCCAUUAUCUGGCUGAGCAUGCGCGGGGGCAUCCUCUACACGGAGCCCCGCGAAUCCAUGCAGUACGUGCUCUACGUGCGCCUGGCCAUCCUGGUGAUCGAGUUCAUCUAUGCCAUCGUGGGUAUCGUCUGGCUCACUCAGUACUACACCUCCUGCAACGACCUCACUGCCAAGAAUGUCACCCUCGGGAUGGUCGUCUGCAACUGGGUGGUCAUCCUCAGUGUCUGCAUCACCGUCCUCUGCGUCUUCGACCCCACGGGCCGCACCUUUGUCAAGCUGAGAGCCACCAAGAGGCGGCAGCGCAACCUCCGGACCUACAACCUCCGGGCUGGGUACCCCAGCCCCCGUUAUGGGGGCGACAAGCUAUGCAGCCACGACAUCAACGGUGCCCUGGAGCCCUCCAACAUAGACACCAGCAUCCUGGAGGAGUACAUCAGCAAGGAGGACGCCUCUGACCUCUGCUUCCCUGACAUCUCGGCUCCAGCCAGUGCAGCCUCCUACCCCCACGGGCCGCCAGCGAUCCCGGGCUCCAGCGGGGGCCACCACCUGAGCCCCCCCGGGGGCGGACCCUCCCCGGGGCGCCACGGCUCCCUCCCCGCCCCGAGCUACAGCUCCGCGCUCAACUGCAACAACAAUGCUGUGGCCAGUGUUCCCAAGCCCUUCCUGGGGGGCUCUGGGCCCCCCAUCAAGGCCGAGCCCAAGGCUCCCUAUGCGCCAGGCACACUGCCGGAUUCUCCCCCAGACUCGGGCUCCGAGGCCUACUCCCCCCAGCAGGUGAAUGACCCCCAUCUCCUGCGCACCAUAACCCCUGAGACCCUGUGCCACGUGGGAGUGCCCUCCCGCCUGGAGCACCCGCCUCCACCUCCGGCCCACCUCCCAGGCCCCCCGCCGCCCCCGCCACCCCCACCUCACUACCCUGUCCUGCAGCGGGAUCUGUACAUGAAGACCGAGCCCCCGAUGCCCCCUUAUGCUGCCAUGGGGCAGGGGCUCGUGCCCAGCGAUCUCCACCACACGCAGCAGUCCCAGAUGCUGCACCAGCUGCUGCAGCAGCAUGGAGCUGAGCUCCCCACACACCCCUCCAAGAAGAGGAAGCACUCCGAAUCACCUCCCAACACCCUCAAUGCCCAGAUGCUGAAUGGAAUGAUCAAACAGGAGCCUGGGACAGCAACGACCCUGCCCCCACACCCAGCUCGAGCCCCAUCCCCACCCUGGCCUCCCCAGGGCCCCCUCUCACCCGGGUCCGGCUCCUUGCCCCUCAGCAUUGCCCGGGUCCAGACACCACCUUGGCACCCGCCAGGGGCACCCUCACCAGGUCUCCUGCAGGACAAUGAUAGCCUCAGUGGCUCCUACCUGGACCCCAACUACCAGUCCAUCAAGUGGCAACCACAUCAGCAGAACAAGUGGGCCACGCUGUACGACGCGAACUACAAGGAACUGCCCAUGCUCACCUACCGCGUGGACGCUGACAAGGGCUUCAACUUUUCGGUGGGCGACGACGCGUUCGUGUGCCAGAAGAAGAACCACUUCCAGGUCACCGUGUACAUUGGCAUGCUGGGCGAGCCCAAGUACGUCAAGACGCCUGAGGGCCUCAAGCCCCUCGACUGCUUCUACCUGAAACUGCACGGAGUGAAGCUGGAGGCCCUGAACCAGUCCAUCAACAUCGAGCAGUCACAGUCGGACCGGAGCAAGCGGCCCUUUAACCCUGUCACGGUCAAUCUGCCCCCUGAGCAGGUCACGAAGGUGACUGUGGGCCGUCUGCACUUCAGCGAGACCACUGCCAACAACAUGCGCAAGAAGGGCAAACCCAACCCUGACCAGAGGUACUUCAUGCUGGUGGUGGCCCUCCAGGCCCACGCCCAGAACCAGAACUACACGCUGGCUGCCCAAAUCUCAGAGCGCAUCAUCGUGAGGGCCUCCAACCCAGGCCAGUUUGAGAGUGACAGCGACGUGCUGUGGCAGCGGGCGCAGGUGCCCGACACUGUCUUCCACCAUGGCCGUGUGGGCAUCAACACGGACCGGCCCGACGAGGCGCUGGUAGUGCACGGCAACGUCAAGGUCAUGGGCUCGCUCAUGCACCCCUCGGACCUGCGGGCCAAGGAGCACGUGCAGGAG
This is a messenger RNA of Leptonychotes weddellii (Weddell seal), 2821 nucleotides long. NCBI's taxonomy places the organism in Eukaryota, Metazoa, Chordata, Mammalia, Carnivora, Phocidae. The record is from RefSeq and is a predicted model, not a curated record.